AUGUCCACCCACCCGUCCGGCUCCCCAAACCCAAACCGGCCACUCGCUCCCCCACCGCUCCUCCGCCGCCCAUCACCAUCGCCGGCGGCCCCAUCAUCCACUACCGGUGAGACCGGCAUUAUUCCUCCCCCGUCCCCAACAAACCCAAGCAGCAGACUCGAUACACACAACAUCCCGCGUCAAUUCCUCUCCGGCGGCGGCGGCAGCAGCAGCACGAGAUCCCCGCAUGGCGUCCUGGCGAGCAACUGCUCGCUGAAAUCUGAGCUGGAGAACAUCCGCCUCGAAGACCACUGCUUCGUGCCCCCCGCCGCCGCAGCGCUGGACCCGGACGAGUACCCGGACCCCGAGAACAUCAACCUGAACUCACUCAUGUCGCGGAUGCGGCAGAUCCGCAGCAGCGGGCAGAUCCAGUACCGCAUUCCCAAGAAGCGGCGGCGCGAGGACGAGCCCAAGGCGAGGGGGGAGGGGGAGUUGGAGGAGGAGGAGCUCGAGAUCGUCACCAUACAGCGCCAGAAGAGGGUCAAGAAGAAUCCGAGGGGCCCGAGGGGGGAGAAGGAGAAGGUGGAAAAGAGGGUCAGGAAGGAGAGGAGGGGGUGGCUGUUGAGGCCGGCGUGCCAUCCGCCCAUGGUGCUGGAGACGAUACCGGAGUGCCAUCCGCCCAUGGCGUUGGAUGAUUCGCAGUUUGGUGCUGUGGAGGCGGAGGCGGAGGCAGAGGGAUCAGAGAUGAAGCUGGUUGUUGAGUGA
Morchella sextelata is the source of this 744-nucleotide messenger RNA. RefSeq lists its product as uncharacterized. The transcript has a single exon. The record is from RefSeq and is a predicted model, not a curated record. Lineage: Eukaryota; Fungi; Ascomycota; Pezizomycetes; Pezizales; Morchellaceae. The coding region runs from base 1 to 744 and encodes 247 amino acids.